AUGCCUGAAAAGGAUGAAGAAGUCCAGGCAAGGGUCGAAGCCAUGUUCAGAUGCAGCCCCUGUCUAUGGCAGAUUAAGGUAGCUCGAAGUGUUCUUGCUGGCAAAGACGUUAUAACUGUAGCUCCAACUGGUGCUGGAAAGUCUUUAACAUAUUGGAUCCCACUGGCUUUCACAGACAAGGGCAUAGUGAUGGUCGUACUUCCUUUAAAACAGCUCGGAAUACAAUUCUCAUCUUCACUCAACUCGAAAGGGCUGUCUGCUAUCUCAGUGACUGCUGAAAACACAAGCAAGGACUUAUAUUCUGACAUGAAGAAUGGAAAGUACCGUGUCAUAAUGUUCAGUCCAGAAAUCAUCGAGCAAGACUCUCAUUUCGAUGCGUUGAUCAAGAACAAGAAGUUCAUCAACCACUUGAUCAACGUCGUCUUUGACGAGGCCCAUUGUAUCAAAGAGUGGGGUAGUACUUUCCAUAACUCCUACCAGAAACUCGGUCAUCUUCGCCAUCUCAUGUCAUGGCGAGUUCCUUACCACCUGGUCUUGUGGUUGAACACAGACCGUCCGAAUAUCUUCUUUUGCAUGCGACGGAUGGAAUAUCCCAUCAACUCAUAUCAUGACCUUGCAUUUCUCAUUCCCAAGGACCUUGAUCCGGAUGGUCCUUUGCCUGUUAAAUUCUUAGUAUUCUUUAACUCACACAAAGAGGCUGAAGAGGGCGCCAAAUUUCUUUGGAGCCGACUCCCUCCAAAGCUUAGAGAAAAACUCAAGUGGGUACAUUCUGGAAUGACCAAUGAAUUUUGCGAGGAUGCCAUUCACGCUCUCAAGAACGGGGAAGACAUUGGUGAAUGUGCUACUGAUGCUGUAGGGUUGGGAAUUGACAUACCAGACGUAUAUAUCAUCGUUCAAUAUCGAGUCCCUGCCAGUAUGAGCACCUGGAUGCAGCAUGCAGGCUGUGCCAUUCGUAAUCUCUCACUCGACGCCCAAACCAACCAGCGAGAUGUCAGACCUUCGACAUUGGUUGCUAAUAAGGAAAAUACAGUGCCGCCUGAUCUCGAGCAACUCACAGCCAUUCACAAUCAGGAAUCUGGCUCUCACAAAUGCACCUCUUCCCAUGUAUCAGACGGACAUCCCAGUAUCAAACGUGCAAGGAUAAAUGCCGCCAGCUCAGUCACAAAAUGGGUGGGGAAAGGAUCAGCCCAGAGUACGCGAAAGAAGUCGAUGCUGAGAAAAUGGCCAGCUGUGAGUGAUGAGGCUGUAGCCUUUGAUGUUCAUGGUAUUCCUAUCAAGGUGGACCACACGAUGGAUGAUUUUAUCAACGCGGUGAACCGACCAGAGAAAUGUCGAAGAAGGAUUGCUUCUAUCCAUUUUGGGAAUGUGGGGAUCGGUGAGCUGGAACCAUGGGAAGACUUUUUGAUCUCUCUCACACUCCAUCAGUGCCCUUUGCCCCAAAUUACUGCUGCCCUCGUUGCGCGCCGAGAACUGCUCGGCAUUGCUGCGACCUCUGUGAGCCAGAAUACUGGCCAGUCAUCGUCACGGAUCCCUAUGAGAAUCUCCUUUCAUAUCAACACCCUUACAUCGACCACUUGGAAUCAGUAG
Molecule: messenger RNA, 1587 nt
Organism: Desarmillaria tabescens
Lineage: Eukaryota; Fungi; Basidiomycota; Agaricomycetes; Agaricales; Physalacriaceae
Product: P-loop containing nucleoside triphosphate hydrolase protein
Exons: 5
Coding region: 1-1587 (528 amino acids)
Biological process (GO): double-strand break repair via homologous recombination
Cellular component (GO): cytoplasm; chromosome
Molecular function (GO): 3'-5' DNA helicase activity; ATP binding; four-way junction helicase activity
Source: RefSeq, a predicted model, not a curated record